Messenger RNA from Rhinolophus ferrumequinum (greater horseshoe bat), 1083 nucleotides. RefSeq names its product histone H3.3A. The record is from RefSeq and is a predicted model, not a curated record. The transcript is spliced from 4 exons. Bases 148 to 558 code for a protein of 136 amino acids. Gene Ontology annotation, molecular function: protein heterodimerization activity; structural constituent of chromatin; DNA binding. Lineage: Eukaryota; Metazoa; Chordata; Mammalia; Chiroptera; Rhinolophidae. Gene Ontology annotation, cellular component: nucleosome.
GUUGGGGGAUAGCCUCGGUGUCAGCCAUCUUUCAAUUGUGUUCGCAGCCGCCGCCGCGCCGCCGUCGCUCUCUAACGCCAGCGCCGCCUCUAGCUCGCCGAGCUCCAGCCGAAGGAGAAGGGGGGUAAGUAAGGAGGUCUCUAUACCAUGGCUCGUACAAAGCAGACUGCCCGCAAAUCUACCGGUGGUAAAGCACCCAGGAAGCAACUGGCUACAAAAGCCGCUCGCAAGAGUGCGCCCUCUACUGGAGGGGUGAAGAAACCUCAUCGUUACAGGCCUGGUACCGUGGCACUCCGUGAAAUUAGACGUUAUCAGAAGUCCACUGAACUUCUGAUUCGCAAACUUCCCUUCCAGCGUCUGGUGCGAGAAAUUGCUCAGGACUUCAAAACAGAUCUGCGCUUUCAGAGUGCAGCUAUUGGUGCUUUGCAGGAGGCAAGUGAGGCCUAUCUGGUUGGCCUUUUUGAAGAUACCAACCUGUGUGCUAUCCAUGCCAAACGUGUAACAAUUAUGCCAAAAGAUAUCCAGCUAGCACGCCGCAUACGUGGAGAACGUGCUUAAGAAUCCACUAUGAUGGGAAACAUUUCAUUCUUUAAAAAAAAAAAAAAAAUUUCUCUUCUUCCUGUUAUUGGUAGUUCUGAAUGUUAGUUAUUUUUUUUUCCAUGGGGUCAAAAGGUACCUAAGUAUAUGAUUGCAAGUGGAAAAAUAGGGGACAGAAAUCAGGUAUUGGCAGUUUUUCCAUUUUCAUUUGUGUGUGAAUUUUUAAUAUAAAUGCGGGGACAAAGCAUUAAUGCAAGUCAAAAGUUUCAGUGAACAAAACAAGUUUCAGCAGUUCAACUUUAUAACAAUUAUAAAUAAACCUGUUAAAUUUUUCUGGACAAUGCCAGCAUUUGGAUUUUUUUAAAACAAGUAAAUUUCUUAUUGAUGGCAACUAAAUGGUGUUUGUAGCAUUUUUAUCAUACAGUAGAUUCCAUCCAUUCGCUAUACUUUUCUAACUGAGUUGUCCUACAUGCAAGUACAUGUUUUUAAUGUUGUCUGUCUUCUGUGCUGUUCCUGUAAGUUUGCUAUUAAAAUACAUUAAACUUA